UGUUUGGCCCGUGACGUCGCAUGUACACGUAGCCUAGUAGGAUGUGCUCAGAUGGUGGCGGUGGCGGUGUGUCAGACUCACUGUCCUGCACAUUUGUAAACAUUUUAUGGUUUUUGGACGUUUCGGACGUCGGCUUCGCCUGACUUCAGUCUCUUCAGUAACAUCUACUAGAGCGACCUGGUCCUCGGACCUGUAAGCUCUGCAGCCAUGCAGCGUCCUCCUGCGACCGGACCUCCAGGAGCCUCGGGCCCACCUCCGCCCGGGCCCGAUAUGUACCGCAGGACCAGGCCUCACAAGCAUGCGACGGCAGCAGCAGCCACUGCACAACCCAUCACAAACCCUUUUGCUUUUGUUAGAGCGCCUCCCCCUAUGGCUGCAGGUCCGUCUUUGGCUGCAGGUCCGUCUUUGGCUGCAGGUGGUCUCCCAACAGUACCCAACAGCAAUCCCCCACCAAUGCAAGCCCCACCUAACACCAUGUACUCUCAGGCCAGCUCAGGGCUGCCUCCACAACUGCAGACGCGGGGGGAUGUCCCAGCUCCUCAUUCUGGUCCGCCACCCUCCUCUCUACCAGGGGUGACGCUGUUCAACCCUCACAGUGCAGCAUCCCCCGGUGUCUACCCAGCACCCAGUCCUGUAGGAUAUGCAUCGUCGCAUACUGAACAGGGUUAUUUUAAUUCAACAGAACAGACGCCAUCUAUGACCACAGAGCCGCCGUCUUUGGCCCCAGUACCGGGCCAGACCCCUUUCAACCAGGAAUUUCAACGACAGCCUGCUCCUCAGCCCAUGAUGUUCCAGCCCGUUCCCCCCACCACCUCCUAUUCUCAGUGGCCCCCUGAUCAUGGAAGUCGCCCUCCGUCUGUUCAGAAUUAUUUCCAGCCUACUAGUGACCCUCCGCCACAGGCUUUCAAUUUACCCCCACAGACCCAGAUGUACCCCUCCCACACCCCAUCGCCCCAUCACAACACCCCCACCCCUCCAACACACGCCGGACGUCCCCAGGUUCAAGCUCCUCUUCCUCCCCAAAACCCUGUAAAUCCCCCAAGUUCACAGUGGCCCGACCCAAAUGCACCUCAGCAGCAUAAUUCCCACUUCCAAAAUCCAAGCUAUUUCAGUCAGACAUCUGCCCCCCAGGACUCAUGGUUCAAUACACCUCCACUGGACUCAGGCUACCACCAAAUGGGGACCGGCCCAGCGCAUGCUCACCCCCGGCCUUACUCUGUUGGAUCGCAACAAGCGUCCAACACUGGGCCUGGACCUAGUUCUGCCCCUGCCCCAGUCCAAGUCCCGUACUCUCAGGAGUCUGGUUCACUCUCAAUGUUCUUCAAAGACAAUGAUGUGGAAAACGAGGAAACACUGGCCGGAGACCGAAACAAGGCAGUCAACGGUCUCCCGGGAUCCUUUCAGCCUCAGAGCAACCCACAAGCCCAUAGUGGCCAAGCAGAUGUUCCUUUGGAUUAUCAAGGACCUCCUCCAGCAGAUAAUUCCCACCUACCGUACAUGAGUGAUGGCAACCCUCAGGCAAGCACCCAUAUGUCUCCUGAUCCCCAUUACGACCAUGUGGAGAAUUUGGAGUGUGUGCCGAACCAGGAAGUAUUACCCAGUGAUAUCCAUGGCAUCCCUGCUGCUGCUGGUGCUGCUCCUGGUGCAGCGCAUGUCGACCAGUAUGAAACCGGCCCUAACCUGGAGACUCCUGAUUCCAUCCAAAGACCGAUUAGAUCUGCCAGCGUGUCCUCCAACUAUAGCAAUAUGAGCCAUGGAAGUGGAAGCGGCACCCGAAGACAGCAGGGAGUAGUCGGUACCUUUAUUCAGCAGGAAAGCCUGCGUCUCACCGAUGAUGCCAACCUCUCUGCUGCCACUGGAGGCUACUUUGAGCAGAUCGACACUUCUCCAGCUGUUGAUGUGGGCGUGCCACACAGCUCCCUGGAGCAGAUGUGGCCCACCACACCUAGCCCCCCCAAACCAACUGGUAUCUUUCAGGCCAGUGCAAACAGCUCCUUUGAACCUGUACGCUCCCAUGGGGUUGGGGUGCGUCCGGCCGAAGUUGAUACGGCCAACGUGGUCGCAGAAAUGGGUGCCGAUGCUAUCCCCGGCAAUCUGGAGCAGCCGCCGGAUAACAUGGAAAAUAUUUAUGGCUCAGCAGGGGGUGUUCCUAAUCUGCCACACCCAGUGGUUCACUCUCUCUCUCGACCUUCAUCCCGUGCUUUUGGGGGCAGUCGGCCCUGCGAGAGCCCCGCCACGACCCUGUGGGCUCAGCAUGAUCCCGGCAGCCUGGCCGCCAGCAUCGUCCUGGCCCCCGCAGCCCCAACAGUACUCGCCCCUUUACGGGAGCCCAGUACCGAUGUCAUCCAACCUCCAGAGGAUGGCCCGCUGGACCUGCAACCCUCUCAGAGAAUCCAGCCAUCUUCACAGCAGCACUCGGAGAACCUAGAGAACCCACCAGAGGUGAGUGAGGCAGAGCCGACCGACCCUCAAGGCAUCCUGGGCUACGCUUCUCUCCUUGUGUCCGACUCGCUCGAUCAGCCGGUAUUGAUUGCCCCGCCGGUGUCCAAUUACAGUGUGAUCUCCCCCAGUACCCCUGCUCAAGCAUCCAGUCAAAGUAGCCCAAGGGAAACAACCCCCCCUGUAAGAAUUGUCCCACAGGAACAACCUCCAAUGACCUCCAAUCACAAUCCAUUGUUUGCCCCUGGAUUUAUGAGCUUCAAUUCUUCUGCAUCUAACCAGAGUCCGCUCAAUCUGACUCGAGACAACACACAAGCAGCAACACAAGACAACACAACUCCGCCGGUCCGCCCUCCUCUCUCAAGGGGCCAAUCGCUGGCUGGAGACGGCCCCUCUUCUCCCCAAGUUAAUCCACAGGCUUCUCCCGCAACUGCUCCUGUCUCUAAUCAUAAUCAGCCGUCAAAUUAUGAACUGCUUGAUUUUUCUAUGCACCAAUCACAAGCCCAGAACCCAACGUCUGGCCAUCCUUUGUCUCUACACGAGUCACCGCAGUCUAGUAAUGGAUUUUACCUACAGGUCACCAAAGAUGCUCAGCAGGGGGUAAGAGCACAAGGGAAUGUCCCUGUCCAGAUGCCGGCCUCUUCAUCUACCCCACAGGUACCACCAGCACCCUCCCAAGCAGCUGCAAACAGCCAACCCCCACCGGCCGAACAUCCCAGGACAUCCGACCCUCGGGCGGCGCCGCAGGGACAGAAUGAUGCUCCUCCUGUUUCAGGGAGUGGAGGACAACCCUCUAGGGACCAGUAUCCACCUCCAGCACAGGGGCCUCCCACAGGGAGGGCUCCCCCAUCCGCUGUUGCUGCUGCUGCUGCAUACCCCCCAUGGCCUGCAGGACCAGUACCUCCAGGAGCUUCCCACCCAGCUGCCGCAGAACCACCUCGACCGCCUUCCUCUGCAGGCAGCCAGCAAGGCUAUGGACCCCCUCCUCCAGUGCCAGGGCAGAUGUAUGGUGGCUAUUAUGGUAAUUAUGGAGAAUACCCGGAUAGCAGGGCACCAUAUCCACCUGGCCAGUACCCACCUCCGCCUGGCCAGUACCCACCUCCGCCUGGCCCGUAUCCACCUCCGCCUGGGGAUCCUAGAGCACAGCAAUAUUAUCAAGAGGGUCCAUACAGGGGCAGAGUAGAUCCUUGGUACGGCCGAUAUGAGGGGCAGAUCCCACAGGCUCGCGAUCCAAACUACCAGUACAGAGAGCCCCAGCCUGAGCGCCCCAGCUCCAGAGCCAGUCAGUACUCUGACAGGCCCUCAUCCAGGCAAGGAUAUCCUGAAGAUUACCAGAGAGCCAACCCAAGUGCCUACAGUGAAUAUUAUGCAGAUUACGCCAAACACUAUGAAUACGGAGGCUACAACUACGGACAGUAUGACCCCCGGUACAGAGAAUACUAUGAUCCCGCCUACUGGGCGAAUUAUGGUGACAGCUACAAAGCCAGAGACAAUUUGUACAAUCAACAGGCUUAUCCUGCCAGGAAAGAGGGCUACGAGGAUCAGUGGCAGUACUACCCCGGCUAUGAUGCCAGCUUCGAUGAUGACUACCGGCGACGCAGAGAGCCGUACGCCGAUGACUUUGACCGGCGCAGCGUCCACAGCGAGCAGUCGGCGCACAGUGUGCACAGCUCUCAGAGCCACCACAGCAGGCGGAGCAGCUUCAGCUCGCGAUCACAACAGAGCCAGGUGUACACAAGCCAGCCUGACUUGGUGUCAGCAGUCUAUGACACCACAUCAUCCACGCUGGCUGUGGACUACUCCUAUGCACAGUACCCCAACCAGCCUGAUGCCACCCAGAACUACAGCCAGUACCUGUAUCCCUCAGAGUACACGGCAGACAGCACCUGGAUCGCCCCCGAUCAGCCUCCUCCACGUCCUGCAACUCCAGAGAAGUUCACGAUGCCCCACCGUUGUGCCCGCUUUGGACCUGGGGGUCAUCUGGUUCAAGUUCUGCCCAACCUCCCCUCAGCUGGACAGCCUGCUCUCGUUGAUAUCCACAAUUUGGAGACCAUCCUGCAAGAUACCCCGGAUCAGGCUGAGCUCCGAUCUUUCCCUGGACCGCUUGUUAAGGAGGAGACCCACAAGGUGGACGUGAUCAAGUUCUCCCAGAACAAAGCGCUGGAGUGUUCCCGUGACAACAACCUCUUGGACAGGGACUCUGCCCGCCUGCUCUGGGAAUUCAUCGUGCUGCUCUGCAGGCAGAACGGGACCGUGGUCGGCACGGACAUCGCCGACCUGCUGCUCAAGGAGCACCGCUCAGUGUGGCUGCCGGGCAAAAGUCCAAACGAAGCCAACUUGAUUGAUUUCAACAACGAACCGCUGGCACGAGCCGAGGAGGGCCCAGGAGCCGGGCCGCUAUCCCUCCUAUCCGACACCUUCAUGACCGUCCCAGAGAACCUUGGCAAGGAAACCGAACGCUUCCGGGAGCUGCUGCUGUUUGGCCGCAAGAAGGACGCCCUAGAGGCGGCUAUGAAGGGGGGUCUCUGGGGCCACGCCCUGCUGUUGGCCAGUAAGAUGGACAACCGGACCCAUGCACGUGUCAUGACAAGGUUUGCCAACAGUUUGCCCAUCAAUGACCCUCUUCAGACAGUGUACCAGCUCAUGUCUGGGAGGAUGCCUGCAUCAGCCACCUGCUGCGGGGAGGAGAAGUGGGGGGACUGGCGCCCCCACCUGGCCAUGGUGCUGUCCAACCUCACACACACGCUGGACCUGGACACUCGCACCAUCACCACUAUGGGGGACACCCUCGUAUCCAAGGGGCUGGUUGACGCCGCUCACUUCUGCUACUUGAUGGCCCAGGUCGGUCUGGGAGUCUUCACGAAGAAGAGCACCAAGAUGGUUCUGAUCGGCUCCAACCACAGUUUGUCCUUUCACCAAUGUGCGACCAAUGAAGCUAUCCAGAGGACUGAGGCCUACGAGUAUGCUCAGUCUCUGGGCUCGCAGUCGUGCUCACUACCCAAUUUCCAGGUGUUCAAGUUGAUCUAUGCAUGCCGUCUGGCCGAAGCGGGUCUGAGCGCUCAGGCCUUCCACUACUGUGAAGUCAUUUCACGGAAUGUCCUCAUGCAGCCUUCCUAUUACUCUCCUGUUUUCAUAAGCCAAAUUAUACAGAUGUCGGAAAAGCUGCGAUUCUUUGAUCCACAACUGAAGGAGAAGCCGGAGCAGGAGUUGUUCAAUGAGCCGGAAUGGCUGAUCCACCUCAGGCAGCUGGAUGGACAGAUGAGGACGGGAGUGAUCACAUACAACGAAGACCGAGCAACUCCUACACAGUUCGACUGCAGCAGCCCCAGCUCCGACCUGGACCAGCUGAGUCCAGCGGAACCGUACAGCGUGCCUCAUGCUAAUCAUGAGGUAGACGGCCCCGCCCCCGACAACCAACUGAUGAGCUCUUUACUGCCCGGGGCUCAACCGCAGGGAGUUCAGCUGAUGCCCCCAGCUCCCACCUCUAUCCUCCAAGACGGGAUGGCACCUCCUCAGCCCUUGCCCACCGGUGAGGUCCCCCAGUUCUACCCAGUACCCCCCAGUGGACCCCCAGGCCACAUGGCCCUCUCGGGCUACCCUCCACAGGACCCUGGCUUUGCCCCGCCUCCCUUUCAACCCCAACCGGAGCAGACCGAGAUGUACCCAGGAGCCCAUCAGCAGCCUCUUCAUGCGGGCCACACGUCUCCGUAUGCGCACCCCGCUCAGCUGCCGCAUUCACCAGUACAGAUGAACCCCCCGCCGCCCCAGAUGCACCAUCACAUGCCCAAUCACGUGAACCAACACAUGCCCCCUUCCCCCGGGCACAUGGCGCCUGCACAGCAGAUGUCCCACCCCCCGCCGGAGAUGCACGCUGCUCAGGCCGUAUCCUCCUCCCCACGCAGGAGCUCCUUCACACCACAGAUGGACUUCUAUGACCACAUGGCUCACGUUCAGGCCCCCGGCAGGAGGUCACGGACAACGUCACAGUCUUCGAUGCAUAUGGCUUCGGGGCGCCGCUCUCGCACCACCUCAGAAUCUUCUACUCACUCGGGCGGCAGGGAGCGGAGCAACUCGGCCGUCAAGCAGGCCUCUCCGCCUCCGCCCUCGAUCCCCGAACAGCCGCGCGCAGAAGAGUCCAAGAGAGUCAAGAAAGACUCCCCGAAAAAGGGUGGUGGUAGGGGUGGAGGAGGAGGAGGAGGUGGUGGUGGUUGGCUAAACUGGCUCUAUAGGAAGGGAAAGAACGAGGCUCACUUGCCCGAUGACAAAAACAAAUCUAUUGUCUGGGAUGAAAAUAAGCAGAAAUGGGUGGACUUGAACGAGCCUGAAGAGGAGAGCAAGCCCCUUCCACCUCCUCCCCCCGGCUUUCCCAAGAUGCCACACAUGCCUGGUCCCGGAGGACCUGGCGGACCUCCGAGUGGUGGCCCUCCUGUCAACAUGUUCUCCAGGAGAGCGGGCACAAAGAGCCGGUAUGUGGACGUUCUGAACCCCGGCAGGAUUGCUAAGCCGGGCGGAACGGCGCCUCCUCCUGCGGAGAUCUUCGCCCCUUUGGCGCCAAUGUCCAUGCCCGCUAACUUGUUUGUGCCUAGUUCGGCUCCUGGCGAUCAACAACCUCUGGAAGGCAGCGAAGGAGCAAAUCAGGAGCAGAAUUCACCGAACGCCAUCGCUGCUACACAGAUGUUCAACCCAACGUUGUUACCGCCCGCCCCAGAAGGUCCUGCCAUGCCUGAUGGUUCACGAUCCGGGGAGCUCUCGCGUUCUAGCUCAAUGAGUUCUUUAUCACGAGAAGUGAGUCAGCAUUUAAACCAGAGUCCCGCCCAGGAAACGGCACCCGCUGGAGGCGUCACCUUUUAUAACCCUGCAGCACAGUUUGCACAGCCAUCGGGAGGCGGAGCCCGCUCUGGGCGUUUGGGGGGUCCGCGGCAGUACCCGGUGUUGAAAUAAACAUGGUCUUACAAAGAGGUUGUGUGAACAGACUUGUGAAGUGAAUGAAGCACAUGGACACGCUGCUCUGUGCCUGGACCUGUUUUUGUUUUUACCCGCCCUUAAGAAUCAUGUAGAUCUUUGUCCCACCACUUAACCACUGUCCUCGAUUUCUCUGGCUCGGUAAUUGUCACUGGUGUAUUUUUAACAGGCAUCAGCAUCUUUCUGAAGGGCUUUUUUUCUAGCAUCCAAACUGAAAACAGACAGUUUUGGUGUGUUUUCUCACACACACACAUUUCAAAUCUAAAACAUGGAUGCAUUCAUACACAUUAUGUUUGUUCAUGUAUAAUAAAUUGUUUCUCUUCAAAUCUAACACUGUUAACAAAACAAUCCUGAAUACUGCUUCCCCUCUGUUUCCCUCUGUGUAUAAAGUCCAAAUGUCCCCGUUUGAUCCAUCCAUUGAUUGAUUGAUUGUGUGAUGAGCGGAAAGCGGCAACUUUCAGUUCCACGUUAUGGAUGCACGUAUGUGCACCUGCAGCUUUUCAGUGUCACCUGGAGACGAGAUGUCGUGUGAGUGAGUUGUGUCCAUAGUGCAUUGUCUGCUUUCCAAACAGUCGCCCCUCCUGUAAAGGAAAGAUGCGUUCGAUGAAACGGGAAGGACGCUCGAAGCCGCCGUCACAACCGCAUAGUUGAAGACGGUCUCGCAGUGCUCGGAUGCUGCUCGUUUCAGAUAUUUAUUUCACGGUCCUCCUGCCCAUCGACAACUCUUGACUUUUUAAAGUUGUUUCAGCUUCUCCUUAAGAGAAACGCGCGCCGAUCACUGAAGCGAGUGGAGGUUUUCAGAACAGCAGGAAUUGGGAUUCAAACUGUUUUAAAUGUUGCUAAAAAGAAAUCUAUCCAAAUAUUUGUAUAUCAGAUUGAUUGUAUUUAUGAGCUGUAGGCAGCGUAGAUGUAUGUGAGUGUGUGUAUGUGUGGAGAGCAACUAUUUUUUUUCUGAUAGCUUUGAAGAAAUGCAGUUCUGACUCCCCAGUGAUGACGUGGAUGGAUUUACUGAUCAUUUGUAUUGGCCAGACAAAUAAAUCUUUAUCUAAAUUGAGUGUUAAUUGUG
Messenger RNA from Gasterosteus aculeatus aculeatus (three-spined stickleback), 8467 nucleotides. RefSeq names its product SEC16 homolog A, endoplasmic reticulum export factor (gene sec16a). Gene Ontology annotation, cellular component: endoplasmic reticulum exit site; ER to Golgi transport vesicle membrane. The record is from RefSeq and is a predicted model, not a curated record. Gene Ontology annotation, biological process: Golgi organization. Lineage: Eukaryota; Metazoa; Chordata; Actinopteri; Perciformes; Gasterosteidae.